Messenger RNA from Brassica napus (rape), 789 nucleotides. RefSeq lists its product as uncharacterized. Lineage: Eukaryota; Viridiplantae; Streptophyta; Magnoliopsida; Brassicales; Brassicaceae. The record is from RefSeq and is a predicted model, not a curated record. The transcript is spliced from 3 exons. Bases 1 to 789 code for a protein of 262 amino acids.
AUGCAAUUUACGGUUGACGGUUUUGAAGAAUACUUGAAUCGGUCAGACUCCAAUGUUCUUCAGUCGCCAACCAGUGUAGCAAAGCUGCCUCCAAAUACGGCAGUUAGAACAACUCGAAGGAAGACAUCAGUAAAAGCUGAACCUCAGCCAUCAUCAUCACAGUUGGUGAACCGUUCUUGUCGUUUGGCGAGCAAGAAGUCUCUUGACGGAGAAAUGGACCAAGAAAAUGUUGCUCAAGAAGCUAAGACCAACAAUGUCAAGUUUGAAGCUAAUGUGGCUAAAACUCCUGCAGCACAGAGCACAAGGAAAGAUCCAGGAGAAACUUCUUGUAGCAGCAAAGUUUUGGAAAGUAAGAAGGGUGAAUUGGUUCAGUCGGCGUACAACACAAGGAGAUCAGCCAGGCUGCUAGAGAAAUGUAUGGCUGACCUGAGUUUGAAGAUUACAGAAACUUUGGGUAAACAUGAGAAGAUUGAAGAAACAGAACAAAAAAAUCAAUCUCAGUUUCCAAGACCAGACAAAUCAGCAUCAAAGAAAUCGGCUAUGAAGGUGGACAAUGUCGGUACUACGAACAAGGAGAACAGCAUGGAAAUGAAUAUUGUUAACGAUAGUGAUAAUGGAGAGAGCAACGAUGAGACAAAGAAGAAGAAAAAGGUGGAGACUGAUGAAGAGAACUUGGGAGAUGUUAGCAUGAGGCAACUCGUGAAGAUGGUGAAGGAACUUUCUAUAAAGAGCAGUAACAACAGAGCUGCGUUGCUGAUACUGCCUGGUAAUAAUCAGAUUGCAGAGUAG